AUGCCGUCAAACACGGACUACCACGUCAAUCGUGAGUUCCGGAUGGGCGAAAGCUCCAAUUCCAUGGCCAUGGCGCCAGCCACGCCACGGAUGAUGGGAAAGCGCAGCAAUCACGCCAGCUACUCUAGUCACGGCAAUAACGACACUUCCUCCGGACUUAUGCCCGCAGUAGAUGUCUCUGGGUCCGGACAAGUGAGCGCCAAAGCUACUGCGGCUAGCAACGGGCAAGAGAGCUCCAGCGCCAACGCGAAACAGUUUCAUCGGAAAAGUCUGGGAGAUUGGGACUUCCUCGAAACCGUGGGAGCCGGCUCUAUGGGCAAAGUGAAACUGGCAAGGCACCGCACGACUCACGAGGUAUGCGCCAUCAAGAUUGUGAACAGAGCCACAAAGGCCUUCCUCCACAAGGAAUCCCAUAUGGUUCCGCCCAGAACCCAGGAGGAAAUCAUGGAGCGCGAGCACAAGCUCGAAAAAGAGAUUUCUAGGGACAAGCGAACUAUCAGAGAAUCAUCUCUUGGCCAGAUACUUUACCACCCACACAUUUGUCGUCUUUUUGAAAUGUGUACCAUGAGCAACCACUUUUACAUGCUGUUUGAGUACGUGUCUGGGGGGCAAUUGCUCGAUUACAUUAUUCAGCAUGGAUCGUUACGUGAACGUAGCGCUCGCAAAUUUGCACGCGGAAUUGCCUCCGCUUUACAGUAUUUGCAUAUGAACAAUAUUGUGCAUCGGGACCUGAAAAUUGAGAACAUAAUGAUCUCCACCUCAGGAGAGAUAAAGAUUAUCGAUUUUGGGCUUUCCAACAUGUUCAAUCCUAAAAAACAACUCCACACUUUUUGUGGCUCGUUAUAUUUCGCUGCUCCCGAACUACUAAAAGCAUGCCCUUAUACUGGUCCCGAGGUCGACGUUUGGUCUUUUGGAGUUGUGCUGUACGUCCUGGUAAGUGGUAAAGUACCAUUUGACGAUGAAAACUCCAGCGUACUCCAUGAAAAGAUCAAACAAGGCAGAGUAGAUUAUCCCCAACACUUAUCGAUAGAAGUCAUUUCGCUAUUGUCAAAAAUGCUAGUAGUGGAUCCUAGUAAACGUGCCUCUUUGAAGCAGGUUGUGAAUCAUCAAUGGAUGCAAAGGGGAUACGAUUUCCCUCCACCGUCCUACCUCCCUCAUCGGGUUCCUUUAACAUCCGAGGCUUUAGACGCCGCUGUAAUUAAAGAGAUGUACAGACUGGAAUUUGUUGAUGAUGUCGUCGAGGCGACAGCUUGGCUGCAAAGAAUACUAGCGAAUCCGGAAUAUCAGCAUUUAGUGAAGCAAUUUUGGUUAAACGUCAGUAAAGGCGGCGUACACGAAGACCCAACACGCGCCUUCCAUCCAUUGCUAUCUAUCUAUCAUCUGGUAGAUGAGACUUUGAAAAGGAAGCUCGCAAAGCAGCAGAAAAGGGCUGCUCUUUUGGCAGCAAACCAAGUUCCACAAGCCUUGGAUGUCCCUACUUCGGGCCCAAUCGCGGGCGCCCCAGCCACUCCAGGUACAACUCCUCUAAUGUCACCAGCUACCUCUACAGGACAGUCACCGCCACCUUCUAAACGGGAGCCUUCUACUCUAAUGAAAAAGCCCACCGUGGUUCCACCUUAUCCUGUGGUGAGCCCGCCCCCGGAAAACCCCCCCACCAAACCAAGGCCUACGGUGAUGGUUCCUCCGAAACUCGCACUUCCUGAACAAGCACAUACGUCUCCAACGAGCAGAAAACCACUCGACCCAGCAUUCCCGUCUACUGAGCUUGACGUUGUACUGUCUCCAACUCCUCAAUCUCAUGAUUAUGACCAGGCAACUGCUGCUCUGCAGAAAAAAGCGGAAAAUAGCCAUCGUCUAGUUUCGUCUCCAAACAAUACGCCAACUGAAAAGACUAAAUUUGGUACCAUGUUCAGACGUUUGUCUCAAAAGCGUCACACUCAGCAUCAAGAAUCUCAACAACAGCAACAACAACAGCAACCACAAUCUCAGCAGAUCCAGCAACCCCAUCAUGCUCAGCAGCAACAACCUGUUCAGCGUCUUUCUGCUCAGCAGGCCCCAGGUACGACGAUGAAGAAAACACAUACUCGUACGGUCUCAGAGAACGUGCCUUCAACAAGAAUUGAGUCGUAUGGAGCACCUUGGCCAAAUAAUUCAGUCAAUACCAAACAACAGGCAGAACUCCCGGCUCUCCCCUCCAACGCCGCAAGCAUGGUCAAAGAUCAACAGCAAGCGGAAGAUGGAAUUCAAAGGUUACAGAUCACCGACGAGGAUAAACCCUUGCCGACUCUUGCAGUUCCCAAGGGCAGAAAAAUGCACCCAUCUGCUAGGGCAAAAUCUGUGGGACAUGCUCGUCGUGAGUCUGUAAAAGUGAUGCGGCCUCCGUUUUCAAAUAAUAUGGAUCAUCAGGUCAUGCACAUGAAUGAUGAUGGGUUUUUGGAAAGCAGCGACGAUGGGCGCUCCGACUACGCGAACAACAUCGAAGUCACUACUGCUCAAGACGAGCGCGAACUCUCAGACCAGGAAAUUCUCGCUAUUGCAUCGAAAGCUCCUAUGGGAUCAAUGCCUUCAAUCGAUUAUCCACGCUCACUAUUUUUGAAAGGCUUCUUCUCAGUACAGACCACCUCUUCUAAACCUUUGCCUAUUGUAAGAUACAAAAUAAUCUCCGUCUUGAACAAGCUGAACAUUGAAUUCAAGGAAGUUAAGGGAGGUUUCGUCUGCCUGCACAAGCAGUCGUACAUCCCACCAACCAAUCAGCAACCUCAGCAACCUAUAAUAAUGCUUAAUGAUGUGUCAUCCAUGGGCAGCAAUAACAGUGGUGGUACUUCUCAUAGACGUAAUUUCUCCGUUGGUGGUCAACAAAGCUCAAUAUCCCGCCAGGGAUCGGUACGACGUCAAGCUUCGUUGAAUAGAAGCCAGCAACCUGGUGUCGCUGCAACUCCCUUGGCGGCAAGUACUCACGAAAGAAACUUGUCCAUCAUCUCGCCUAAUAAUGGUAAUGGCAGUAUCCCUGAGGUAUCAAGUGCUUCUUUAGAGUCUCUAAAUCAAGACGAUAUUUUGACAACUUCAAAAGCGCACAAUCUGAAUAGCACUACUGGCACAACUGUCGAAAAUGAUACAAAGGCAAGGCCACCACUGAAAUUUGAAAUUCACAUCGUUAAGGUUCGCAUUGUUGGACUUGCUGGUAUCCACUUCAAAAAGGUGUCAGGGAAUACAUGGAUGUAUAAAGAACUAGCAUCGCACAUUUUAAGUGAACUCAAUCUGUGA
Molecule: messenger RNA, 3264 nt
Organism: Lachancea dasiensis
Lineage: Eukaryota; Fungi; Ascomycota; Saccharomycetes; Saccharomycetales; Saccharomycetaceae
Source: the annotation of a GenBank genome assembly